AUGGCUGGUCCAUACCUAUCACCGUUGCCGGGAGAUUUGCUCACUGAGUAUAUGUUCGGUCGUCGAAGACAAAGACGCAAUAGGACAACAUUUACACCUCAGCAGCUGAGCGAGCUGGAAUCGCUGUUUCAGAAGACUCACUACCCCGAUGUGUUUUUGAGAGAAGAAGUCGCGUUAAGAAUAAGUCUUUCGGAAGCUAGAGUUCAAGUGUGGUUUCAAAAUCGUAGAGCAAAAUGGCGAAAGCAGGCAAGACUGCAGCUUCUUCAGGAUGCUUGGAGAAUGCGUUGCUUAGGGCUAGGAACACCACCUUUGGGAAUUCCCGGUCACGGCAAGCCCCCGGACUCUUCUCCGGAACGAACAGAUUCUCCAUCAAACAAAUCACCCGAACCACCCCUAGAAAGCAACGGGGAAAUCAAAUCCCCCCGCCCAGAAUACAACGGAAUACCAGAACACCCACCACAAAUACCUCCACAUGAAAUUCCCCCCAUGCCGUACCCAAAUGAAGAUGGGAGGAUGAUGCAACAACCAUACUUCUCUCCACUCAUGAUGCCUCCGAUGGAGAAUGACGUGGUCCCGACAGAUUUACGUGUCCCUACCAAAAAUUCAAACUGCCAUUGCAUUGUGCCAGAAGAACCGCAGAAUCUAGCCUACCGCCCGAGAAGAGAUAAAGAAGCUAGCGACAGUGACAGUGACUCAGAAAUUGAUCUUACGUCCCACUCUAAAGACGACGAUCUGAGGGAGUCCGAACGAUUAGCAAAUCGAAUAGCCACUAGCAUUUUUAGAAGCGACACUAUUCUACACGAUUUAGUACCGAACGAUCUCAGUAUGGGAACUGCGAAGAACAUUCCCAGCGAUCGCAGUAUGAGGAAUAAUUUGAUGUAG
Molecule: messenger RNA, 882 nt
Organism: Leptosia nina
Lineage: Eukaryota; Metazoa; Arthropoda; Insecta; Lepidoptera; Pieridae
Source: the annotation of a GenBank genome assembly